Eurytemora carolleeae is the source of this 646-nucleotide messenger RNA. RefSeq lists its product as uncharacterized. The coding region runs from base 24 to 620 and encodes 198 amino acids. Lineage: Eukaryota; Metazoa; Arthropoda; Copepoda; Calanoida; Temoridae. The transcript is spliced from 6 exons. The record is from RefSeq and is a predicted model, not a curated record.
UCAUCUCAUAGUUUCAAGUCAAAAUGUCUAAAAAAUCAUCUCAUAUUUCAGGCAAAAUGUCGAAAAAAGUGUUCAAGGAUAAAGCGUUGCAGGAUCAAAUGAAGGAUGAUGAAACAAAGCCACCUAAACCAUCAACUACUCCUCCUACCCAGAGGUUUAGAAACUCUCCACCCCUCUCCAUGUCUCGGAAUUCUCCUCCCCAGUCUCCUCCCAGGUUCAGGUUGGGUCCGGAUACAGACCUACUCAAGGUUGAGGACUCAGGACUGGUGGAGGUUAGGAGGGGGUCCAGGGGAGCCCUCAUCUCUCCUACCUCGAAUUUGAGCGCUGGAUUACUGAAUACUAGAAUCUCAACUAAUAGAAGGUUCCCUACAGCAGGAAGAAGUCAGCCAGAUAUGUUUCGGUGCGAGGCAAGACGACCUCAAGAGGAUGGUUGGAGGAGGGAAGGGAGGGCAUCACCCCCUCAGCAGUUUGGACCAGAUCGUUCAGCAGAGCUGCUUCGAUUCAGUUUAUCCGAGGAGCGUCGAGGAAGCUUUCUUGCAAAUUCGUCGCAGCUUCCUUUUCACAGUUCCUUCCCAUACCAUCUUCCCAUUCCACAGUUUUUCCUUAAUAACCCUGGGUAAUUAUAUUACAACUAGGCUUUCAGGGC